Pomacea canaliculata is the source of this 5043-nucleotide messenger RNA. RefSeq names its product ectonucleoside triphosphate diphosphohydrolase 5-like. NCBI's taxonomy places the organism in Eukaryota, Metazoa, Mollusca, Gastropoda, Architaenioglossa, Ampullariidae. Gene Ontology annotation, biological process: nucleoside diphosphate catabolic process. Gene Ontology annotation, molecular function: GDP phosphatase activity; UDP phosphatase activity. The coding region runs from base 740 to 2278 and encodes 512 amino acids. The record is from RefSeq and is a predicted model, not a curated record. The transcript is spliced from 8 exons. Gene Ontology annotation, cellular component: membrane.
GGGAGGAUCCACAUACAGAGAAAGAACAGUGUGCCCGAGACGAGAUCUGAACCCAGGUCAGCCAGUCCUCACCUUUAUUGGUAGCAGGCGCUAACCGUUACUCCACCAGACCUCACAAACCGCCUGUCGUGAACAAUUCUAACCGUUGCGCCACCGGAUCGCACAAACCUCCUGUCGUGAACAAUUCAUUCACGGGGGCAAAGGGAAGAUCUGCUAUUUCAUCUGCUUGUCUGUCAUAGCUUGCCUUGCGACACCAUAGGUGCAUGCGAUCAGUCAACACUUCACUCAGAUGACCAAGCAAGCUGUGAACACUUAGCCGACGUGCACAUGCGUCUCGGCCCCUCCCCGAUUUGCAGGGAUGGGGGAAACCGCGCGUGAACGUAGUCCAUCAUCAGCAGCAGCAGAAGUAGAAGCAAAAAAAAAAAAAAAAUUGCUACCCUCCCCUCCAACGCUGAUAAUUUUGUGGUGCAGCAUCGCAGCCUGGCCCCAAUUCUCGCUCACCAGCAGUCAACGCAACAGCGGAGCAGCUGGCAGAGGCGGACUUCUUCCCCACCCUUGUGAUACCAACGGGCUGGUACCUCACCGAAAUCAUCUCACAUGCAUACGAGCACUGCCCGCCUACACAGACCGAGUUCCACUGGCGACAAGAACCCGAUAACAUCCCGUUUCAUUAUACGACAGGAUAACAUCGGGUGAAGUGAGAUCAAACGCAAGUGUGUAACAAGAGGACGAACCAACGAUGAUGCCACCUCUGUCAAUCGAAAGAUUCAGAAGACGGCGCCAUCAGAACUCCAUGAUGACUCACCAAGCAGCUUGGACAGGGAUGCUUGUCGUCUGCUCGCUGAUGAUGGUGGUCAAAGCGGCGCAUCUGGGUGACAGCGCAGCGGACAACUCCCAGACAACGACUCCAGGAGACACUCCCUUCUACGGCGUGAUGCUGGACGCCGGGAGCUCCAGUACCAAGGUGAAGAUCUUCACUUACACAAAAGGGAAGCUACCCACUCUCAUUCCAUCCGUCCAGCUUCUAGUCACCAAAACAGUGCCACCAGGUCUAAGUGAUUUCAUAUCGAAGUUGGACGAACUGCCGAACUACCUCAACGGGACCCUACAAAUAGCCGCCCAAUAUGUCCCUGUGUCUCAGCAAGCUUCAUCUCCAGUGUAUCUCAUGGCUACAGCUGGGCUCCGGAAACUGAACGAGGAGGAUGCGAACCAGCUGUUGUCUGCGAUUCGAGGGGUGCUGGCCGACAGCAGCAUCAACCCGUUCAAAUUCCUUCCCGAACACGUCAGCAUUCUGUCGGGAGAGGAGGAGGCCGUCUACGCCUGGCUGUCCCUCAACUACCUCCUGGGCUUCUUCUCCUCAAACAUGACGUCCAAGGAUUCCGUUGGCAUGAUGGAAAUGGGCGGGGGGUCCAUGCAAGUGGCUUUCCUGCCCUCUGCGCCCCUCUACCAGGAGGAAUUCCAGGUCUACGUCGGACGCGAACGCUUUGACCUCUACGCACAGUCCUAUCUUGACUACGGCGCCAACUACAUCAGAGACCGCGUGUACGAAGUGCUGAUGGAGGAGAGUAACACGACGGGACAAGUGAAACGUCUGGAGAGCCCGUGCAUGCUCAGAGGCGACAAGGGCAAAUAUGCAGGCAGCAGUGCGAGCUAUAUAGAAGUGACCGGCACCAGUGAUCCCGAGAAAUGCGAAGGGAUGCUGAUCAAGAUACUGAAGCCGGCACGGGAUGCCUUGUGCUCCCCCGCCCCUUGCGCCAUCGGCAACAGGUACCAGCCUGACGUGGACCAAGUGCCUUUCUAUGCCAUCAGUGCCUUUGUAUAUUCAUCCGAGGCACUUCAUGCCAUCGACAGCAACAAAAAGCUCAACAUUUCCCUUCUCAGGGAAAACGCCUGGAAACACUGCACAAAGGCCAUGGGCGAUCCAGGUGUAACGAAAUACGGCUCCAGUAACUGUUUGAUGGGACUGUACAUUCCGCAGCUUCUUACUCGAGGUCUAGACUUCCCGAUGAACACCAACCUCAUAACUGCUACAACGAAGAUCAGCAACACUAGCAUAGACUGGGCCACAGGAGCCAUGUUGCAGCAGCUGUCCAUGGCGUUCAUGGACGACCUCGACUCGUUGACUGUACGCUGCCAGUAUGGAACCAAGCCAUUCCCAUUAACCACUUUACAGGUGACCUCUGGGUCACACUCUGUGACGCCAUCCAUUGCUGUGGCUGUAGCCUUACUUGCCGUUACCUUCGUGAGAAAACUCAGCGAGUACAUUUCAUUGUUCUAAAAGGAAGAACCUAGUUUUAAAGGCACGCUUGUCGGAAAGGAGCAUCUUUGUCUUUUACGAAUGUAUCUCACUUGCAAGAACGUUACGCAAAAUGCAUUUCAGAUAGCUUUCAUCCCAAGGUUCCACGUCAUAACAGUGCUUUAAAACAUUCCUAUGAGAGCAGACGACGAGUUGAGUGUCCACGCACAUACUAAUCCGAACAACAUCAACAACAACAAAAAGGUAUAAGGGUGACCUUCCUAGCGCCCUGAUCACCUUUACCGUUUGACCCCUCAUUGCAAUGAUCUGAAAGUCAAAAGCUAGACCCCACUGUAGCUUCAAGGGAGGUGCAGAAAACCCCAGAGACAGCAGGACUACGCGAGCUCCUCUGAACAGCAUUAUUUUUAUUUUAAAAUUGUUAUAUUUACUGAAUGGUGCAUGAAAACAUUUUCUGUGAUGGUGCUGGGUUACCGAUGCAAUAAGGUAUUCACUGGUUUUGGCUGUGUGCACAAUAUAUUAUUGCUUUUAGAACAUGAAAUGACUCUAAAUAUUUUGGGUUACAAUUUAAUAUGAAUUAAGGGUGGUGGUGCUUGUGAUACACUUUUUAAAAGCUGCAUUUGGAUAUUUGGAUGUUUAUUUUGCCGGGUUUGUAGAGUCAGAUGGCUUUCCUGAGUUCUAUUUCCUCCUUUUCGCAUUUUUAGAAUGCUUAUUUGAGAUCGUUGCGACCUUUGGUAUCUUCAUCUCCGAGCUCUUCUUAUCUGCAGCAGAUUUCCCACACAGCCCUCUGUAAGCUUUGUGCAGUGUAAAGCCUCCUCAGGAUGUACACGAAAAAAGACAUGGUUGGGGAAAAAAGGGGUUGGCACUUACGAUAACAGCUUCGAUGAAGAACACGUAGCCUAGAAGCAUAAAUAUAGUUGUCAAUGAUUUAAGCUACUCUUAUCAACGAGUUUUUUUUUUUCUGGCAACAGUCGACGAAGCUCUCUCGUAUCUAAUCAUGGACGCGGAUGGAAAGACGGCAGAAAAUGUAGUGGUUCCUCCUGCAUUCGGCCUCUACAGACAACUUGUACGCGUACCUCCGAUACAUUAAAGGUAGUAAUGUACCUGUACCCCCGGUACACAAAAGGUAGUAAUGUACCUGUACCUCCGGUACACAAAAGGUAGUAAUGUACCUGUACCUCUGGUCCGCAAAAGGUAGCAAUGUACGUGUACCUCGCAGACGACGCAGAGGCGCGGCACCGUUGUACGGUCCAAAUGUGUGCGUUCCGGAAUGUGGUCAUGAUGAUGGAGGACAAACGGUCCUGUGACAUUGCAAUAUCGUUGCGCUUUCAGGUACAAAUGGGCUUUUGGCUAUGUGAACGCUAACUGCUGUUUUCUUUAUCCAAAAGAGUUUGUUUUUGUUUUGUUUUUUUUCGCGAGGGCUUGAAGUGUGAGUCGUUGACUCUAAAUUUCAAUUUACUUAUAUCUGAGUAUUUCUUUGGAGAAACUUAGGACGAGGCGAUGUUCGCUCCAUAUGCAAAAUAUUUGCGCGGCAUUCGUCGCUUGUAUUGGAAUUCCUUUUUCUUUGACUGCAUCCUGAUAUGUAGGGAUGUAACAUCUUCCAGACAAGAGAGCGUACACACAUAAGUAAUUUACACAAAUGCCGCUCGGACAAAGAACUGAAGUGUCAAACCUCCCAAGUGCUCAAAAGUCAGUCGCUAGUAGUACAGCCCUUAACAGGGCGAAAUGCUAAAGCGUGAGACUUCCAAUGCCCUAAAGUCUCAUUGUGCUGGCAAAUGGCAAAUAAGUUCAGACUCCACUGGGAGUGAAUAGGAAGGAGAACGUUGACCGAAGUUCUAAUUGCCAAAGUUGGUCAUAGGUUCAACUUUUGCCGAGUUCAGAAGGGUCUUUAAGAAAGACCUUUAGCAUCUUGUCAAAACCUUGCAAUUGUUCGCUCCCGUUGUUUUAUGAUGAAUAUUAGUUCAUUCAUUCAAGUUAAGCCGCAUUGUUCGGGAAGCAGAUGAAUAACCAGAUAACCAUGUAUUAUUCGCUAACUGGUGGCCAGUUUGUCUAUCUCGCCAGCUCCUGUUUCGCAUGGUAUUUUAACUGUUGGCACAGUACUGCCGUCCUAUCGUUUGCCAUGCAAUGGCCGCCACCCCACUCCUGGCAGCCGUGUAGUCUCAUCUGCUCUUAGUGCUGAUUAACCAUCAGUAACGUCAUCCAGUCAGUUCUCGGAACAACUGAUAGCUUUCCCCUCACACUUUUCCACCGGCUAUUUUAGAAGCAAGAGCUACAACUUAUAGGAAAUGGUGCUUCGGGUUUUCUGGAUGCAACCUAAUCAAUCAGCUUUAUGCUGCAUGGGACAAAGGUGUAUACCGUUCUCAUAACACAUAAUGUGACCAUAUCUGCAUCAUUUUAUCUUCAUAAAUUAUCUUGGACAGGUUUUACAGGCAACAGGAGACAAAACAAUAUAUCCACUGCAACAUCCUUCAAAAAAUAAGCACUUUAAAAAAAAUUAAAAUGAUAAUGUGCUUUCUUUUUUUGAGUGAAAGUAAGCUUUUUGCUGCUUCUCAUCAUUUAUUUCAAGAUUGAAAUUUGUCAGGAUUUAAAUUGAUCACUAUUUAAAAAUCUUUGUUGAAAUCUAGUGUUGAAAUCUAAUCUUGAAAUCUAACCCUGACUUAUUUCUUGAAUCAGCUGUGCAUGUCAAAAAGGCACCUCAAAUCUAGAUUUUUCUCAAACCUUUAAUUUUAUCACUGAGUGUAUGUCCCUGUGUGUCUCCAAAUUGUUAUUAAAACUUUCUGGAAAAAAGA